GGUCAUUAGAGCACUGCCACAAUGUCAAAGAAGCAGGAGAAGAAUGCUCGCAGCCAGCCCCGUGAGGGGCAGCCACUGCUGUACCGGCGGCGGCAGCAACAGGUGACCCCCAGGCAGCCACAGGCAGCACCUCAGGUCACCUGGACAACCAUCACACCCAUCCCUGGGGACAGGCCCACUCUGUUCCCCAGACCCAUCCCGUCACGCAGCCCCACCAGGUCCCUCACACGCAGGGGCAACCAGGGGGGCGGGCGCUCCGUGCCCCGCAGCAGUGUCACAGGGCCACGGAGAUUGUCCGUGUCGGACUUGCCGCCUCUCCACGGCCCUCAGUUGACACUGACCCCCCCACAGCAGCUCAGUGCUCAAAGCUCAAGGGCAUCCACUGACUGCGUUAAGCUGCCCCCUCUGCCAGCAGCAGCAGCAGCCUCUGGAUCCUCUCCCAGAGGCACAGCACGUGCUGUGGGCCCCAUGGCCAGGGGCCAGCCAGAGCGAGUACCACCUCCUCCAUGGGGCACGCUGGCUGCGGGCAGAGCCCAGGGAACACCUUCCCUGGGGAGCAGAAUGGAAGGGCUGUGGCAAGGGUCAGCAGCAAGGCAGGGACAUCGCCUACCACCCGUGCCACCGGCAUGCUGUGUGCCACUAGGCACUGGGGCCCAGCUGGGCUGGAAGUUCCUGAUAUGCUUUGAGACAAAGAAGCUGCUUGAGGUGCAGGCAGGGCAUGGUGGCAACACCUACAAAGAUCUUGAUGGAGGCCUGGGCCCAUACCUGUUAGAAGACACGUCGAUGGCAUCCACCUGCACCUGCCAGCAGUCAAAUGCCAAGCAUGAGGUGGAUGCAGAGCCCCAGGAGCCGUCCAGUGCUUCCAGCUCAACGCAGAGGUCCACAGAAGAGACAACAAAGUGCUCUGAGCUCCUGUCCCCAGUGCAGUUGGCAAAGCAGAGCUCUGCCUCUGGAAACUCGCAGCCCUGGGACACUUCUGUAGAGGAACUGGAGGAGAAGUGGGAGGAGGAAGAGCUCCCAGAAACACAGGCAGCAGGAGAGUGGCACAGAGACCUGCAGAGUGUGUCAUUUUCCUCACUGAAAGUGGACAAGGUAGAGGCAGAAGCUUGCGGCCUGGCUGAAGAUCCCUGGGACGAGGGGCAGAGCAAGCUCGUCCUCCCACCAGAGCCUGAGGAAUGCUCAGUCUUCUCAGCUUCUCCUUUGUCUGGAGGCCCCUGUGAGGAGAGGGCAACUCGUGGGCCAGCCAAGCACGCUGCAUUUCACAAGCAGCUGUGCAUGGGGCAUGAUGAUAUGCUACAGAUUAUGUGCAACAAGAGAGAGGAGCUGGGGAAGGUGGUGGAAGAGAAAACGCAUGCAGAGCUCUUUGGAGACAUCUUCUCCUCCAUGGGCAACGAAGAAAGCUCCGUGAGGUCCAGGUGCGUCCUCAGAGAUCCAUCAGGUGCCACCCUGGAACCAGCUGCAGACCCCUCGGUGCCACACAGCACUUACAGAGUGACAGGAGACGCCACAACAGAGACACAAAGCUGCUCAGAGCUUGUGUCUCCUGAGCUGUUGGCGGACCUGGUGUCUGACUCUGAGGAUUCGCCGUCGCUGGAAACUCUUCUGAACGAGCUCCUGGAGAAGUGGGAGCAAGAAGAAGCGGCAGGAGAGCGGGCCGGAGAAGUAGAGAGCCCGUUGUCGAUCCCGCCGCGAGACGAAGAGUUAGAGCCAGCAGCUACUCGUCCGGACAGCGACCUGAGCGACCAGGGGCACAGCGAGCCUCUCCCCGAGGAAGCAAAGGUGUUUGCGGUUUGCGCAGCGCCUGCCGAUGCCGCGGACGAGGCCGACGCGGCAGGCACGGAGGCUGGCCGUGCCCAGGCCGCCCCUGCCCAGGAAAAGCCCUGCGGGGAUGAGGCGCCGGCAGGAGCUUGCCCGGCGCCUGCCCAGCCCCUGGCCCGCAGCGUUGCUGCCGGCCCCGCUGGCAGCGCAGCCGUCCCGCAGCCCCCGGCCCCACGGCGAUGGCGCUUCACGGCCAAGAGGGCCCGGCGGGCUCUGCGCCGCCUUUUCUCCUGCAGCUGUCUCAGGGGGCAGCCGGAGGAGUGA
Molecule: messenger RNA, 2082 nt
Organism: Vidua macroura (Pin-tailed whydah)
Lineage: Eukaryota; Metazoa; Chordata; Aves; Passeriformes; Viduidae
Exons: 2
Coding region: 22-2082 (686 amino acids)
Source: RefSeq, a predicted model, not a curated record